AUGGGCGCGCUGGGCCGGGCCCUGCUGUGGCUGCAGCUCUGCGGUAAGCGGGGCGCGGUCUGCUGGGGGCCCGGGCCCGACAGGCCCGGAGGGUCAAGGUCCCCCGAGGGGUGGGCGGCGAGAGCCUGCGGGGCUGCGAGACCCGCCCCGGCCUCCCUGGGCGCAGAGGGCGCGACCCGGUCCCCCCUGCGCUGCGCAGCCCCAGCCGGCAAGGCGGGCGAGGGGCGCCAGCCCAGCGCUGGGGCCUCGGCUCCCGCCCUCGGGCAGUGGGCGCGUCUGCGGAGUGGGCCAGGCCUCAGUCCUGCCGCCUCCGCCGCCUGCCUCAGUUUCCCGUCCCCGAGGGCGCCGCUGACCCUCCCGCGUCGCACCCAGGCGCGUGUCUUCGGACACAGCUCCCUUCAGAGCCGCCCCCGGCCCCUUCUACCUGACAGAGGCUUCCGCCGCCCCUUUCACCUCCGCCCUCGGUUGUCGCCAUCCUUACCCGGCCGGGUCGUCCGCUCCAGCGCCGGGCUAACUGGGGGGUCUGGUCUGACGCGCGGACGGGCGAGGGCCUGGGUGCGGAUCGCCGCGGGGACCCCAUCUCGCCCCGGCUCUGUGACCCGCGCCGGCCUGUGUGGGCGAGGUCGUCCUCCCUGGGGGACGGCGGCGAACGGCGGGAACCCGGAUGCUGCGGACCCCGGGGACCACUCAGUCGCCCCCUCCCCAGCGCUGACCCGGGCCGCCUACAAAUUCUGGGUCCCCAACACCCACUUCGACGACGCCACGAGCUGGAGCCAGAACCGGACCCCGUGCGCGGGCGCCGCGGUCGGGUUCCCCGCGGACAAGAUGGUGUCCGUCCUGGUGCGAGGAGGUCACAGCGUCUCGGACAUGCUCCUACCGCUGGAUGGGGAAUUCGUUCUGGCCUCAGGAGCCAGCUUCAGCGCCCCAGACAACAGCUCGGACUCGGAAUGCAGCGCUGGCGCCCCCGCGCUCUUCCUCGAUCCUGACCGUUUCUGGUGGCACGACCCGAGCCUGUGGCGCUCCGGGGACGCGGCGCACGGCCUCUUCUUCGUGGACGCCGAGCGCGUGCCCUGCAGCCACGACGACGUCGUCUUCCCGUCCGACGCCUCCUUCCGUGUGGGCCUCAGCCCCGACGCCCGGACCGUGCGCGUUUGCACCGUCUGGGCUCUGGGCCAGACGUUCACGCGCGACGAGGACCUGGCCUCUUUCCUGGCGUCCCGCGCCGGCCGCCUGCGCUUCCACGGGCCGGGCGCGUUGAGCGUGGGCUCCGAGGCCUGCGCCGACCCGUCGGGUUGCGUCUGCGGCAACGCCGAGGUGCAGCCGUGGAUCUGCGAGGCCCUGCUCCAGCCGCUGGGCGGCAGCUGCCCCCCCGCCGCCUGCCACGACGCCCUCCGGCCCGAGGGGCAGUGCUGCGACCUCUGCGGAGCCAUCGUGUCGCUGACCCACGGCCCCGCCUUUGACCUGGAGCGGUACCGGGCGCGGCUGCUGGACUCCUUCCUGGCCCUGCCCCAGUACCAGGGGCUGCAAAUGGCCGUGUCCAAGGUGCCGCGCCCGACCCGGACCCGCGAGGCUAACGGCUCGGAGGCAGACACAGAGAUCCAGGUGGUGCUGGCAGAGACCGGGCCCGAGACGGGCGGCGCGGGGCGGCUGGCCCAGGCCCUCCUGGCGGACGUCGCCGAGCACGGCGAGGCCCUCGGGGUCCUGUCCGCGACGGCCCAGGAGUCGGGCGCGCCCGUCGGGGACGGCUCGGCGGCGGGACAGGAGGGCCCGGGGCCGCGCGCAGGGCUGGCCGGAGGAGUGGCGGCUGCGCUGCUCCUGUUGCUGUUGGUGCUGCUGGCGGGGGCGCUGCUGCUGCGCCGCGCGGGGAAGCUCAGGUGGAGGAGGCGCGACGAGGCGGCUCCCGCGCCGGCCGGGGCGCCCCUGGGCUUCCACAACCCGGUGUUCGACGCUGCACCCUCUGACUCUGCACCCCCACGGUCCCCAGCCCCGCAGGCGGACGCUGGGAGCAUCAGCUUCAGCUAUUUCGUGAACCCGCUGUUCGAGGCCGAGGCCUGAACUGCCGCGUGACCCGCCCGCCCUGCUCCUGUUGGGCGUCCCUGGCCCUGCGGGAUCCCCGCCCCCUCCUCAUCCCCCGCCCCGGCCAAGGAUAAAGUGGUCUUACCCAAUAAAGGGGUUUCCUGCA
Molecule: messenger RNA, 2182 nt
Organism: Diceros bicornis minor
Lineage: Eukaryota; Metazoa; Chordata; Mammalia; Perissodactyla; Rhinocerotidae
Gene: AMN
Product: amnion associated transmembrane protein
Exons: 12
Coding region: 1-2055 (684 amino acids)
Biological process (GO): intracellular protein localization; receptor-mediated endocytosis
Cellular component (GO): endocytic vesicle; apical plasma membrane
Source: RefSeq, a predicted model, not a curated record